This is a messenger RNA of Tilletiopsis washingtonensis, 1413 nucleotides long. RefSeq names its product N2227-domain-containing protein. Bases 1 to 1413 code for a protein of 470 amino acids. The record is from RefSeq and is a predicted model, not a curated record. Gene Ontology annotation, molecular function: S-adenosylmethionine-dependent methyltransferase activity. The transcript is spliced from 9 exons. Lineage: Eukaryota; Fungi; Basidiomycota; Exobasidiomycetes; Entylomatales.
AUGCAGGCAGCACCUCACUCGCACUCGCACGCCUCGUCGAGCGCCUUGCCGGCGCCGGAGCGCGAGCUGAGCGAUGCCGAGAAGGAGCGGCUGCACUUCCAGAGCGUGCUGCAGGCCUUUGAUGCGUAUCUGCCCCACUCGCUCGAGACGAACAACGCCCGGCGGCGCUCGUACUACGCCCUGCCGCGCGCACACCGCACGCUGCUGUCCCAGCUCGGGCCCACAAUACCGGGCCCCAUGGCAGCAGCAGCGUCCGAUGAGGAGGGGCACAGCACUGGCAUUGCCGAGCAGACGGCACCCAGCGAGAUGGCGCCCGGCGGCAUCGGAUUCAAGGCACGCCUCGCCGAGAUUGACGACCGCAUCAGGCGCAAUGCUGAUGUGCUCAGUCUCAUCGUCGACGACUCGCGCGGCUUCUUUGGCGAGGCGGGCGGCGUCGAGAGCGAGGCAGAACGUGACAGCUCAGGGUCGGGGUCAGACGGGGCGAAUGCGUCUGCAAGCGAGAAGGGCAAGCGUGCGCACGACGGGCAGGAGCAGAGCGCAGGUCGCCAAGGUGCUGCACAGCACCAGCACGGCACAGAUCCGCGCCGCCGACGCCGCGUGGCCGACCAGGACCUCGACAAGAUCCGCAGCACCAUCAAGCAGCUGGUGCGCGACUGGAGCGACGAGGGCAAUGCCGAGCGGGAAGCGGCGUAUGGGCCAGUGCUCGACGCAUUGGACGCGCGCUUCGGCACCAUUGCGGCAGCAGACCGGCCUGCUGUCCGCGUGCUCGUGCCCGGCGCUGGCCUCGGGCGUCUGGCGUUCGAGGUCGCAUGGCAGGGCUACAGCUGCCAGGGCAACGAGUACAGCUUCUUCAUGCUGCUCGCCUCGCACUGGAUCCUGAACAAGUCUGCGCGGCGGCACGAGCACACCAUCUACCCCUACGUGCACUCGUCGAGCAACUGGCGCUCGGCACAGGACCUGCUGCAGGGCGUGCGCAUCCCCGACGUCAAUCCAUCAGAUCUGCCGCCGCACGUCGACUUUAGCAUGGUCGCCGGCGAGUUCGUCGACGUCUACUCAAAAGCGCAAGAAGGCGCAGCCUGGGAUGCCGUGGCGACGGUCUACUUUGUCGACACGGCGCGCAACGUGGUGCGCUAUCUCGAGGUGCUGAACCACGUGCUGCCCGUCGGCGGCAUCUGGAUCAACGCGGGCCCGCUGCUCUGGCAUUACGAGAACAACGGCGACCUGAGCAUCGAGCUUACGCUCGAGGAGAUGCUCGGCCUCGUCGAGCAGAUGGGCUUUGAGCUGCUGAAGCACCGAGCACUGCCGCCGCAGCCGUACACGGGCAACGCCGCUUGCAUGCUCAGCUAUCAGUACACGCCGGCCUUCUGGGUCGCCCGCAAAGUGCGCGACGUGACGCCGGCGCCGAGCAUAUGA